CUUCAUGACGAUCGGUAUGCGCCGCGACGCAUGAAGGAAACUAACAAACAGCAAGAACGAAAGUAAGAUAGACCUUGCCAUACACGACACAGUACGGCUUUAAAUUCGCCGUUUUCUUAAUAUUUUACAGCAGAUGCCAGAUACUAUGGUCUACUAACCAGUUUCGUUUAAAUACACAUGGAUUACCUGCACUUGCUUUUGCUGCUUAUCCUGCAAUUUGAUGAUGCAGAUACACUGGAAUUAAAUGUUCAAGGCUCAGGUCCUCUGGUUGUUCCUCUGGGAGGUUCAGUGGUUCUGCCCUGCUAUGUUGAGGCACCCUUACCAGUGAACACAGAAAAGGUGGAAUGGAGAAAAACGGAUUCAGAGACUCUUGUUCAUCUAUAUAAAGAUGGAGAUAUUAGAGCAGAGGCUCAACAUCAGGAUUAUCAUGAUAGAGCUCAUUUCUUCACUGAAAACAUCAAACAUGGAAACUUCUCACUCCUGUUAAAGAAUGUGACAGCUGAAGAUGAGGGGGUUUACAGAUGUAAAGUUUACACUAAACAGGUUGCUGGCAAAACUUUGGUUGAAAUCAAGGAUGUUGAAUAUUUGAUAGUGUCAGGAUCAAGUCAGUCUAUAUUUGCAUAUUUGGGUGAGGGAGUCACUUUUAGCUGCUCUGUUAACUCGCACAUCCCAACUGAAGAGAUUGAAGAGGUUUCAUGGAAGAAAAGAGAUAAAGAUGAAGAAAUCCCAGUUCUGCUCUAUCAAAAUAAUGAAACUUUACCAGAAUCCUCAGAUGAGCGAUACAGAGACAGAGUUGAGUUCUUCACUGAUGAAAUCCACAGAGGAAACUUCUCUCUCAGACUGAAGAGAGUCAGAACUGAAGAUAAAGGAGUUUACAUCUGUCAAGUGUUUACAGGACGACUUUCAGCAAACACAGCUGUAAUAUUAGAGACACUGGGUUUCUCAGCUUCAGACAUAGUAGUGUUGCUUCUCUGUAGUAUUGCAUGUGGAUCAGCUCUUUUGUUGAGCUUUCUCGUCUACUGCACAUCAUAUAAAGGAUUUCUUCUUCAUGUUUGUCUUCACUUUAGCCCAAAUAUCGUUAUGCUAUUAGCUUUAGUCCUCUGGGGUGCUGCUGGAGCAUCUUUGUAUGAGACAGUGUCAUGCUGUAUGCUCUGUAUUUUGAGGCCUCUGAGGUUGUUUUGGAUUACACCGCAUAUUAACUAUUUUCCAGGUUGGUUCUUGUCUAUAUAAAUAUAUAUAUUAUAAUUUAUUACUUUUUUCAGUGAUCUAAUACGUUUUGAUUGUAUCUUAUUGCAGACAAAAUUAUGAAGUAUAUUAAGUCUUCAUAUGCUGAUCAGUAUUUUCCUGCUGUUAUGGUGGUAAUGUGUUCAGGUUGGUAAUUCCACAAUUAUGUAUAUCAUAAUAGUGAUUUUUAUGUAUUAGAAAAACUGUUGGUAUCAAAUUUUUAAUUGUUUGACACAAUUUAGACAUGUCUAAAGUAAGAUAAAAAUGUUAUGAAAAUCUCUUUUUUGUUCAUCCAUCAAUAAAUUGAAAAUAGUGCAUGUCAGUGACUUAUUUUUGUGGGUGCACGAUGCGAAGGUUGCCCGUCAUGUGUGUGGCUCGUCAUGUCAAAAUUUGUGUUUGGUGCGUCAUGUGAACCUCUGUGCAUCAUGAAUCGUGUCAAAAAAUAUAUGCCUGCUGCAGAUGCUUCUUGAAUUUGCCAGAUACUCGCUUAAUCUCAUGUGUAAUCAGUUCAGUGUUAAGUUAGUGUGAGUAUUUUGGGAAAGUGUGCAUCUCUUUUAGCAUAAACUCUUUUGGCACGUGUGCAGCAAGCACGUAUUCUGACAUGGUUCCCAUCACUCAACGAAACACAUAUUUUGACAUGUCGAGCCACACAGACACAUAUUUUGAAUUCUUGCCCCUCGGAAAAGAAGUCCACGGCCGCCACUGGUGCAUUUUAUUGUUUAUUCUCUGAACAUAUCAUACUAAAUAUUAAAUUAAAAAUGUUGUAUAAGAGGUAUAGUGCUUUGUUAAGUUGUG
Molecule: messenger RNA, 2019 nt
Organism: Misgurnus anguillicaudatus (oriental weatherfish)
Lineage: Eukaryota; Metazoa; Chordata; Actinopteri; Cypriniformes; Cobitidae
Source: RefSeq, a predicted model, not a curated record